Messenger RNA from Canariomyces notabilis, 2121 nucleotides. RefSeq names its product GMP synthase. Gene Ontology annotation, biological process: GMP biosynthetic process. The record is from RefSeq and is a predicted model, not a curated record. Gene Ontology annotation, molecular function: GMP synthase activity; ATP binding; GMP synthase (glutamine-hydrolyzing) activity. NCBI's taxonomy places the organism in Eukaryota, Fungi, Ascomycota, Sordariomycetes, Sordariales, Chaetomiaceae. The coding region runs from base 65 to 1699 and encodes 544 amino acids. The transcript is spliced from 20 exons. Gene Ontology annotation, cellular component: cytosol.
CUCGCAGCUUUCAUUCGCGGUUUUUGGUCACCCCAAAAGUCGAAUAAAAAAUCUCACACUCAAAAUGGCAGGCGGCGAACCUGGAGAGGCUGUUGCCCACAAGGCAUUCGACACUAUUCUGGUGCUCGAUUUCGGAUCACAGUAUACCCACCUGAUCACUCGACGUCUCCGCGAGCUCAAUGUCUUCUCCGAGAUGCUCCCUUGCACUCAGAAGCUCUCUGAGCUCAAGUUUACGCCCAAGGGAAUUAUCCUUUCUGGAGGGCCAUACUCGGUUUAUGAGGAAGGCAGCCCCCAUGUCGACCCUGCAGUGUUCGACUUGAACGUGCCCAUCCUGGGCAUCUGCUAUGGGAUGCAGGAACUCGCCUACCGCAUCAGCCCGGACAACGUCAUUGCGGGCAAGCACCGCGAGUACGGCCAUGCCAUGCUCAAGGCUCAGUCAGUGGGUGGCCACGUGGAUCGUCUUUUUGACGGAAUCGAGGAGUCGAUGCGGGUAUGGAUGAGCCACGGCGACAAGCUGGCCAAGCUGCCGCAGGACUUCCACACAGUUGCAACUUCGGAUAAUUCUGAGUACGCCGCCAUUGCCCAUGGCAGCAAGCCCAUCUACGGCCUCCAGUUCCACCCCGAGGUCACCCACACCCAGAACGGCACAACGCUGCUCAAGAACUUUGCCGUAGGGAUUUGCGGCUGCAAGCAGGACUGGACCAUGGAGAAGUUCCUGGAGGAGCAGAUCGCCCAGAUUCGCCGGACGGUCGGUGAGAAGGGCCAGGUGCUCGCUGCUGUUAGCGGUGGUGUCGAUUCCACUGUUGCUGCCAAGCUCAUGAAAGAGGCUAUCGGGGACAGAUUCUGGGCUGUGCUCGUCAAUAACGGCGUUAUGAGACUCAAUGAGUGCGAGCAGGUCCAAAAAGACCUGUCCGAGGCGCUUGGCAUCAACCUGACAGUCGUCGAUGCCUCAAAGGAGUUUCUUGACGGCCUCAAGGGCGUUGAAGAUCCUGAGAAAAAGCGAAAGUUCAUUGGCGGCAAGUUUAUCGACAUUUUCGAAGCAGAGGCUAUCAAAAUUGAGGAGGCUGCCGCCAAUGACCCGACCAAGGCUGGCAGAAUCGAGUUCUUCAUGCAGGGCACACUCUACCCUGACGUGAUUGAGUCACUCUCAUUCAAGGGCCCUUCAGCAACGAUCAAGACACAUCACAACGUCGGUGGCCUUCCGGCGCGGAUGGCUAACGGGCAAGGCUUGAAAUUAAUCGAGCCCCUGAGAUCGUUGUACAAGGAUGAAGUUCGCGCACUUGGACGCGCUCUUGGCAUUCGGGAAGAACUUGUGAUGAGGCAUCCUUUCCCUGGACCGGGCAUUGCUGUCAGAAUCCUAGGCGAGGUGACGCCCGAGAAGGUGGAAAUGUGCCGUCAGGCCGAUCACAUUUUCAUCAGCGAGAUCCGCAAGGCAGGUCUCUACAACCAGAUCUCCCAAGCCUAUGCAGCCCUCGACCCAAGCCGGGCCGUGGGCGUAAUGGGUGACAACCGAGUCUAUGGUUAUAUCAUCGUUUUGCGCGCAGUGACCACUACAGAUUUCAUGACAGCCGAAGCCUUCAAUUUCCCCUGGGAUUUCCUCCAGCGGGUCAUGAACAGGAUCGUCAACGAGGUCCACGGUGUGUGCCGCGUCGUAUACGACAUUACUUCGAAGCCGCCUGGAACAAUUGAGCUUGAGUAGCCGCAAAGACCAUGGGGUGCUGGGUAUGGUUCCAAUCCGGCCGAUCUUCUCCCUUCCGGGCCCUGCCGUUCUCGGCUCUAUCCCGGACACUGCGCCAAUGGUUGCGUGCGGUUUGGAUGGUAUUCAUUCAGCGGAAGCCAUUUCGCGCUGCUAUAGAUUUGGGGUCCUGCGGAAAACUAGAUUGCGGUAGACUCAGAAGAUCCUCGCUCGAGCAGUCGCUAUAGAUCUCGACCCGAGGCAUAUAUAGAAGGGAGCAUUCAUCGGAUAAACUUCUCUAAUCGUCAGUGUCUAGACUUGGAGAAGCUAUCGACAAGACGGCAACUAUAUUUCUCCCCUCGUGCAUGUCCUCCAACCCGCUGGUCCACUCAACCGUCAUCAUCCCAUACCCACUCACGGUUCUUUCAUGCACGGAAACUCCAACG